Messenger RNA from Drosophila obscura, 2614 nucleotides. Its product is annotated as ankyrin-3. Bases 388 to 2463 code for a protein of 691 amino acids. Lineage: Eukaryota; Metazoa; Arthropoda; Insecta; Diptera; Drosophilidae. The record is from RefSeq and is a predicted model, not a curated record. Gene Ontology annotation, biological process: intracellular signal transduction; protein localization to ciliary inversin compartment. Gene Ontology annotation, cellular component: ciliary inversin compartment. The transcript is spliced from 4 exons. Gene Ontology annotation, molecular function: protein binding.
CUUAUUUUGCAUUUAUCGAAAGAAGAAGAAGAGCACAACCGAAAUUUAGCGAAAAAGUGUAUUGUGAUUUGGAAAAAAAGAGUUUUGGACGUGUUAAUGCAAUGCAUUUAGUAAAUCUCUGCACAAAAGAGAUGUGGAACAAUGUGAUAGCGUGAAUGGAGUGCCUCAUGCCUCCUGUUCAGUGUCCUGUGCUGAUUUGGGCGAAUGUUUAACAGAGCGUAUUGAUUUUUACGACUUGGGGUGGGGGGCACUGGACUGCUACGCAUAUUGUUGUUUAUUGUUCUCCACAGCAGGCAGGCCACAACAAGAACUGCGUCGCAGGACGGUGAAACAUGAAAGUGUGGUUUCAGCAGGGUUAAAGAGCGAGACGCCAGCCAGCGAGGCGACAUGGGUGGCUCCGUGAGCCAAGUGUUCCGUUCUGGGUCGGCACUGCUGUCACAUCGAGAUGGCCACAAAGUGUCGAAGGCAACAGAGGAGAAGAUCCAGACGCUGUUCGAAAUACUGCGGGCCAAUCCGAAAAUCUCGCUGCAAACACUCGAAAGCCUCCUCAUCCAGAUACCGAAGAACGAGAAUAUCCUGGUCAUACACGACGAUUGCGGAUACAACAUCCUGCAGCGAAGUGUCGGCCUCAAUCACAUUGAUCUCACCAAGUGGCUGCUGCACCGCCAUCGGCCCGAUGUGAACCGUUCACCCUGCUCCCUGCCGCUGCACAUUGCUACGCUCCGUGGGUACGAGGAGUGUGUGGAACUUCUCCUGCGGCACGGUGGCCGUAUUGACGUGGAUUCCCGGAUGUGCUUCCCCGGCGCCCACACGCACAACUGCGAGGAGAGCGGCAAGUGGCACAACAAUGUGGACGACGUCAGCGAGCGAUUGAACAACAAGCUGCAAAAUGCUCUAUGCUAUGCGAUCGACGGUGACCAGUACAAUGUCCUAAGCCUACUCACACAGAAGAUGGAGGAGCCUUGGAUACCGUUUCGCGUUAAAAAGCCCCUCUUGCAUUUGGCCUGCGAACGCGGUGCAUGGAAUUGUGUCCAGCAGCUGGUGCUGACGCGAUCCGAAGAGAUAAAUCUCAUCAUGGAUGAGUACUAUCCGAUACACCAUGCUGUGCUGCACGAUGGCCGCUUUCUCGAGCUGCUCAUACAGCAGGGGGCCGUGACCACAGUUCGUACCUGUACCCAGCAGAUGACCUUGCUGCAUGUCGUUAUAUUUGCUGCUCGUAAGCCCGCCGAGGAUACGCUGGCUACUCUACGCAUCCUAUUGGAACGCGGCUGCAAGGAGCUGAUCAAUGCCCCCGACUCGCUGGGGAAUACGCCGCUGCAUGCACUCAUCGUGCGCUAUGCUUUGGAGGAGGCUCGUUACGGCUACGACAAAUGGAGCAAGUGGGAUGUUUUGUAUUUGGUGCGGUUCCUGCUGCAGAACGGAGCCAAACAGUCCAUCAAUCAGGCGGGCAACAGUGCCAUGGCCUGUGUGUUUCGCCACCUGCGCGACUGGGAGGUCUGCUACGAGCUGCUCAACAUGCUCAUCAAGGAGGAUGGUGAUCCAAACAUUGUGGGCCGGGAUGGGUCCGUGCCCAUAAUGGUACUGUUGGUGCCGCUGAUCAACAAGGACCAUCUGCACCAUUUUACGCAUUCAAUGAAGGUCUGCUAUCUGAACUGCAUCCGCAUUUUGCUGCAGCAUGGGGCGAAUCCAAACUGUUCGUAUCGCGCCAAUCUGAAGCCGCUGCACGUGCUCGUGUUCACGGUUAGCGAGAACUUUACCCUCAAUUGUGAUGCACAGAAGCGCACAAACUUUGACUUUAUCAAGAACAUUCUGCUGCUGCUGCUGCAGCAUGGCCUGGACUGCAACAAGACAUAUCAGCACAUUCUGCAGGCUGUCAUGGAUAUGGUGCAGAAUGUGCGCACUUGCCACGACAUGGAGUGCAUACACGAACUGACGCUGACGCUCAUUCAGUACGGGGCCGAUCCCAAUAUUGUGCUGAGCAGCAAGACCACGCCGGGUAUAGCGAUCUUCUCGAGCGAAAUAGCCAGCUAUGGCGAGGCCCUGGGCGGCGGUGGGGCCGCCGCUGCCUUGGGGGGCGAUAACACGUUCCGCAACUCCUUCCGCACAAACUCUCGAUAUCUGCUUUUCUACUAUAUUAUACUGAUAACGAAGAAGGAAUUUAUACUCAACGAUCCGCAUUUGAAUUUUACGCGCAUCAUCCACCUCUUUUACCUGACCAUGGAGCACGAGCCGCUCUACAAUUGCCUCAAGUCGCUGCACAACUUCUACGUUGCCCAAGUUCCCAGCAAGAAGACCGAGCAACUUAUUGCCCUGAUAUCCUCGCUCUACCGCAAGCCGCGCAGCCUCAAGCAACUGGCACGCUGGGCCAUCUACGAGGCACUGAACCGCAAACUGGCACCAAAUGUCAAUCGCUUGAACCUGCCCGGCCCCCUGAAGGACUAUGUGCUGCAGUUUGAGAGAUAACAAGUGGGCCGUCGUCGAUGUUAACCCCUAACGACCAAUGAAACCCAACCACAAAGAACUAAAAUCAAUCAUUACUGCAAUUGUUAUGUUGCCCCUAAGCUAUAUACGAGUACUGUUUAAUAUAAAUAUUUACCGCAUACUAAUACACCUA